This is a messenger RNA of Zerene cesonia (dogface butterfly), 1400 nucleotides long. RefSeq names its product U1 small nuclear ribonucleoprotein 70 kDa-like (gene snRNP-U1-70K). Gene Ontology annotation, biological process: mRNA splicing, via spliceosome. Lineage: Eukaryota; Metazoa; Arthropoda; Insecta; Lepidoptera; Pieridae. The record is from RefSeq and is a predicted model, not a curated record. The transcript is spliced from 9 exons. The coding region runs from base 225 to 1373 and encodes 382 amino acids. Gene Ontology annotation, molecular function: U1 snRNA binding; mRNA binding. Gene Ontology annotation, cellular component: precatalytic spliceosome; U1 snRNP; U2-type prespliceosome.
AGUCGAAACGUUUUCAAAAUGGCCACCAUUCUAUAUACCCAUUAGAUACAGGUUGCAGUAUUUUGAACAGUUGUUUUUAAUUUCUAACAGCGAAAUACAAUAAUUACCAAGUACUGUGAUAUAGCAAGUGACUGAAUGACGAAUUGUGAAAUUUAUUGAAGUGAUUGGGGGAGUAUUUUACUGUAUAGGGACUAAAUAGUAGACGAUCGCAUGGGGAUACCAAAAUGACGCAGUUUUUACCACCAAACUUGCUCGCAUUAUUCGCGGCAAGGGACCAGAUCCCUUAUCUACCGCCUGCAGCCAAGUUACCACAUGAGAAGAAACAAAAAGGCUACGAUGGAGUCGGCGCUUUUCUCAGUGUAUUUGAGCACCCGUCGGAGACGCCGCCGCCCACGCGGGUGGAGACGCGCGAGGAGCGGCUCGAGCGGCGGCGGCGCGAGCGCGCCGAGCAGACCGCCUACAAGCUGGAGCAGGAGAUCGCGCUGUGGGACCCCAGCAUCAACCCGAGGGCCACGGGGGAUCCCUUCAAAACGCUCUUCGUGGCUAGAGUGAACUAUGACACAUCUGAGUCGAAGCUCAGGAGAGAGUUUGAAGGAUAUGGACCAAUUAAAAAGAUAUACCUAGUGUAUAACAAGGAGAACGGCAAGCCGCGCGGCUACGCCUUCAUCGAGUACGAGCACGAGAGGGACAUGCACUGUGAGUACGCGCGCGCACACGCAUACAGACACGCACACACACACACACAUACAUACAUACAUACACCUUGUGUCCCCCCACUCUACAGCUACAUGUGUAGUGUCCCCCCCCUCUAUAGCUACGUGUGUAUAGGUGUGUGUGUGUGUGUCCCCGCUCACCUGUCGGCGGGCUCGUCCUCGCGCUUGUCGCGGUCGCGGCGGCGCGAGCGCGAGCCGGAGCGGCGCCGCGAGCGGGACCGCGAGCGCCUCCGCGCCGCGCCUGGCGGACAACGAGACAAUACGCAUCGUCAGCAAUGCCGACAAUGGACAAUAGAAUUAGAUCUAGUUAGUCUUAAGAGAACAGUCCGCCUCGGCAGCCAGCCCUUGACGGUGCGCGCGCGCUCCACGUCGACGAGCACGCGUUUGCCGUCGAUCUUCUUGCCGUCGGCGUGCUUGUACGCGGCUGCAAUGCGCGUGCGCACAUGUUACAUCCCGCUCGCCCGCGCGCCCCACGGGCGUGCCUCGCUCGUGUCGUGGCCGAAGGUCAAGCCGGAGGACAUCAAGAUCAAAGAGGAGCCGCAUGAUGACUAUCCCGAGUUCAGCCUACCGCCCCUGGACGUGCACAUCAAGCAAGAGCCGAGCGAAGACGAAAAUAAAUACAACCCAGAGGACGCCAAUGGCGAUGAUUAUAAUUAUUAGAUUUCCGAAAUAAAUACUUGAUGACUC